Molecule: messenger RNA, 5388 nt
Organism: Salmo salar (Atlantic salmon)
Lineage: Eukaryota; Metazoa; Chordata; Actinopteri; Salmoniformes; Salmonidae
Gene: evi5b
Product: ecotropic viral integration site 5b
Biological process (GO): regulation of GTPase activity
Molecular function (GO): small GTPase binding; GTPase activator activity
Source: RefSeq, a predicted model, not a curated record
ACUGACAAGGUUGCAGGCAAGCUGAGUUCUACUCUCUCAUGGGUGAAGAACUCCGUGUCACACACGGUUAGUCAGAUGGCUAGCCAGGUCGCCACCUCGUCUAGCCAGGUGGCAACGGUGCCCUCGUCCCUGCAGACCACCACAGCCGCCUCCUCAACAUCCCUCUCCCUGUCUCCCACGUCGGCAUCGCCCGCUAAGCUCAGCCCAGAUGAACUGGAGCUGCUUGCCAAGCUGGAGGAGCAGAACAGGUUGCUGGAGACGGACAGUAAGUCCCUCCGCUCUGUGAACGGCUCCAGGAGGAACAGCGUCUCCAGCCUGGUGUCCAGCUCCUCGGCCUCCUCCAAUCUGUCUCACCUGGAGGAGGACUCCUGGAUCCUCUGGGGACGCAUCGUUAACGAGUGGGAGGACUUCCGCAAGAAGAACGAGAAGCAGCUCAAGGAUCUGGUCAGAAAAGGGAUCCCCCAUCACUUCCGAGCAAUAGUAUGGCAGUUGCUAUGCAACGCCCAGAACAUGCCAAUCAAAGACCAGUACUCUGAGCUGCUGAAGAUGACAUCACCAUGUGAGAAGCUGAUUCGCCGGGACAUCGCCCGGACGUAUCCUGAGCAUGACUUCUUUAAGGAGGACAGCUUGGGACAGGAAGUACUCUUCAAUGUUAUGAAGGCCUACUCUCUGGUGGACCGGGAGGUCGGCUACUGUCAGGGAAGUGCUUUUAUCGUCGGACUGCUUCUCAUGCAGAUGCCAGAAGAGGAGGCAUUCUGUGUGUUUGUGAAGCUGAUGCAAGACUACAGACUGAGAGAACUGUUCAAGCCCAGUAUGGCUGAGCUUGGUCUCUGCAUGUACCAGUUUGAGUAUAUGAUCCAGGAACUUCUCCCAGACCUCCAUAUCCACUUCCAGGCCCAGAGUUUCCACACCUCUAUGUAUGCCUCUUCCUGGUUCCUCACCAUCUUCCUCACCUCAUUCCCUCUCCCUGUUGCCACCAGGAUCUUUGAUAUCUUCAUGUUAGAGGGUCUGGAGAUAGUGUUCCGUGUGGGGCUGGCCAUCCUACAGAUGAAUCAGGCAGAACUCAUACAGCUUGAUAUGGAGGGAAUGUUACAGUACUUUCAGAGGGUCAUUCCCCACCAGCUGGAAAGUGGACCAGACAAGGUCAUCCUGGCUGCUUAUAAUGUCAAGUACAACGCCAAGAAGAUGAAGAAGUUGGAAAAGGAAUACACUACAAUCAAAACUAAGGAGAUGGAGGAGCAGGUGGAGAUUAAGAGGUUGCGCACAGAGAACCGACUGCUGAAACAGAGGAUAGACACACUGGAGAAAGAAAGUGCUUCAUUGGCAGAUAGAUUGAUCCAGGGACAAGUGACGCGUGCCCAGGAGGCAGAGGAGACCUACCUGGUCAUGCGGGAGCUGGCCACGGUCAGGCAGCAGAGCGAAGAGGCCACAGCUCAGCUGGAGCUAGCACAGAGCACCAUCAGGGAUCUCCAGCAGAGACCCCUAUUGAAGGGCAUCCCGCGCUACACAGAGGAGUCCAUCCUGCAGUUGGAGAGAGAGCUGGUUCAGGCCAGGCUAAAGGAGGCUGAGUCCCAGUGUGCCCUCAAGGAGAUGCAAGACAAGAUCCUGGACAUAGAGAAGAGGAACACAUCUCUGCCAGAUGACACCAACGUGGUGCGGUUGCAGGAAGAGCUGAUAGCAGUGAAGCUGAGAGAGGCUGAGGCUGUGAUGGGGCUGAAGGAGCUCAGACAACAGGUCAGAGACCUGGAGGAGCACUGGCAGCGUCACCUGGCGCGUACGGCAGGCCGCUGGAAGGACAACCCUAGGAAGAAUGCUGUGUCUGAGCUGCAGGAUGAGCUGAUGAGUGUCAGGCUACGGGAGGCUGAGGCCCAGGCAGAGCUCAGAGAGACACGUCAGAGGAUGAUGGAGCUGGAGACACAGAACCAGAUCCAUAGCAACCAACUGCGUCGGGCGGAGCAGGAGGGGCAGGGCUUUCAGGAGCGUGUGACUGUGCUGACAGCCCAGAAUAAGGGCCUACACAUUCAGCUGCAGGAGAUCAAACGCAAACAGGCAGAGAUUGAGUGCAAGAACAAGGAGGAGGUGAUGGCGGUGAGGCUGAGAGAGGCUGACAACAUCGCUGCCAUGGCCGAGCUGCAGCAACAGAUCUCUGAACUGGAGAUACAGAAAGAAGAAGGGAAGGUCCAGGGCCAGCUGAACAACACAGACUCCAGUCAGUACAUCAGAGACCUGAAGGACCAGAUAGCUGAACUCAAACAUGAGAUCCGCUGCCUAAAAGGCCAGAGGGGGAGCAGCAUGUCCAAUCAGCCCGCUUUUGAUGGGAUCCACAUUGUCAAUCACUACAUACCAGAUGACGAGUCGUACCACUCCUCGGACGAAGACACAGGUGUAGGCAAGACCCCCUCCCACCUGGACCAUCAGCACAGCAGCAUCAGCCGCAUCAGGCUGCACCCCUCCCUGGGUCUUGGGGACACUGACAGUGAGGGGGAUGAUGAUGGGCAGGGUCUGGUUCUCUCUGUGCCUCCCAUUGGCACCCACAAACACACCACCGUGUGACUGGGUGAUGGGCACCAUCGCUAGACGCCUGGUGGCUGAUCAGGGCAGUUCUGAUCUGGUACAGUGGGAGAGAGGGGUUGUCCAAGGUAGCAAGCCACUCUUCAGGAGAAUGGCGUCUGACUGUCUGUGGGACUCCAAUGUAGGGAGCUCCUUUCGAUGGAAUCUUUGGACGCUUGGAAUGGAAUGUGUGGGCUUUGUCAACAAGUGAAGUCGCAGCAGAAUCGCACCUGUGGUGGAGUUGGUUGUUUUCUUUGUGUGUUGCGUCAGUCUGCUUUACUCUUGUUUUUCCAAAACCCACCUGAAGAGGAUCAUAUCAGUGUGUUGCUCUGGUCUGGACCCCAGGCAGACAGAUCAGAGAAGGACAACAUGGAGGUUCAAGUAGCCUCCUGAGCUCCACGGAGCUAGGCUGACCACCAGGGGAGUGGACUGGGGUUACCCCGUCCAGGGUGACCCCACCCAGACAACCAAACUACAGGCACUCCCUCAGCCCCACAACCAACCAUGGUAAUACAGACACAACACAGAGACUGUGCAAUAAAAUGUUUUAUGCUUUAUGAUGACUAUGACACUUCUUUCAAUCAGUUUUUAUUUUUUUAUCGCUUUUAUAAGUGAACAAUCAAUAAUGUACAGAGCCCUUUUGUGUGGGUGUCUGUAUUAUAUCAGGAGAGAAUAAUGUACUGAAGAGUGAUGAAUGUCUCUAUUGAACAUGGUUAAUGAGCCCCAGUAUCAAACAAAGUGUCAACAAGCAUUAGGGUUGUAUUCACUAGACACCAAACAAAGGAGGGAAAAAAAGGACCAAAACAGGGAGGGACUAGUGUAGUACCUGUUUUUAACAGCUGAUAUGUCCCCCAUCAGGGGACUACAUACUAAAUAGAUUUUUAGACCAAGGAGUCGGAAAUGGAGCUUGCAGUAUCUCCAGGAACGGUGUACCACUUCUCUCUCUCAAAAAAAAAAAAGAAACAUGUUUUUGUUUCAAAACUUGCCGUUUGCAACAAUGUGCACUAAUGAAUACGACCUAGGUUGAUAUAAUGUUGGCUUUUUGGCCUUGAGACAUACCUGUCUAUCAUCAGGCCUGGUAUAGGCCUAUCCAAAGGUCAAUUUGAAUCCUGUAUACUCCGUAUAUAUGUAAUUGUUUGUUUUUCAUGUCCAUUUUGACUUGAAAAUAUGUAUCUAAUGAAUUAUUGCAUAUCUGUUUCAUGUAGGAUGCGGCUGAAAGGGACAUAUCACUCUAGUUUUGUCAAGACGCACAGAUAACUGAUUAGCAGACAUUUCUUUCAGACGUGGGCUGCGUUCCAAUUCUCCACCCUUUUCCAGAAGUGAGCACUUCUUCACUUCCUCAUGCAUUUAAAAGCAUUGGAUUGGUGCAAGCAUGGCUGAAGGGAGUUUCCACCAUAUUCCCUACACCAGUGCAUUUCUUUUAUAUCUAUGAGGAGGAGUGUACUCUAAGGGAAAGGGGUAGACUAUGGGAACGUAGCCACAGUCUCAAUGUACUGUAGAUGUUUUCAUAUAUUCUACUUUUCUCUGUUGGGAUGAUCUUACUUUUGGAGGAAGGACUGAUUUAGGAUCACUUCAUAAUUUCAUAGAUUAGAAUACGUUUCAGCAUGUUGGUUAAUGGAAGCAUGUAACUAGUUUAUUAAGUAAACCAGCCCAGAUUUAGAUGGCUGAUUUUGAAAUACUGCUAUUUCUAAAGUGGGCAUAUUGAUCUUUAAAUAAAUAAGAAUUAAGGGACAUAAUGUAUGAGAACUGUAAUCUGAAUCUUGUAUGAACAUAAAUAAUGUUAAACAGAAGUAUUGCUAUGUUGUACUUUUGCACGAAAUGAAUGACGGUCCAAGCCAAUGAAACAAUCAACUGCAUUUGGGAAAUAACACUUAUCUGAAAAUACUAAGAAGAUAAUUCUAAAUGUCUGUCAAAUGGCAAACUAUUCCCUAUGUGUAGUGCACUGCUUUUGUAUAUUUAGUAGCCAAGGUGUUUCCCUGAGCCUUCGUUAGUAACGUGGCUCUUAAAAACCUUUGCACAUCUACGAGUGAUCCAGACUACUCCUGGAGCAGUCAAAGUGCAUUGUUGGAUGCAUUGCCCUUCCGCGUCACAUUUAUUCACAGAUCUCCGCUAAAAAUAUCCUAAACAUCAUGAUUCUAUUGGUCUGACUGUAACUGCCGAUAACUUCAGAAGGACGUUAGUUGACUACAAAUACAAAGUUGCCAAAGUAUUUCUAAUUGUUGCAAACAAAUCAAAACCCGAGAUUAUUACACAGAUUAUUACAUGGACUACAGAGCCUAAUUAGGCUAUUUCAAUCUUAUUGAAAUCAAUUUCAUGUUUAAUCAAUUGAGUUCUAGCUUGCGACUAGGCUACAGUUUGUAAUGUUUGCCUCUGUGUGACAACGUAUGUAAUGAUAUGCCCAAUCUAUGAUUUCGUGCAUUAUUAUAAGCAUAAUAAACCGUGUCGCCUUCAAUAGCCAUAGGUGGUGAUCUCUCUCUAUGAGCUGAUCUGUCUGUCAUCAGUAUUGUGGGAUAAUUAUGUUAAAAUAAGGUUUGAAUGGAGAAAGCUGAUCCGAGCGCUGUUUUUCUUUCUAUCCUAUCAGUAUCGACACAUAGUCUUAAAACGCAUUUAGCACACGUUCUCUUUACGUACUUGUUUGGUAAACACUUAAAAUUGGCUCGUCAAUUACGAGGCAUCAUGACGCAGUUUUGGCACUUUCAGAGAAAGACAAUAUAAUGCAGUAAAGAGAGAAGUCUACAUGGAAUAAUAACACUAUGGAAUAAUCAUUACCACACUCUGAAAACAUGUAUGUGAAAUGAAUGUGUUUGAGUUCACAAAUAAACUUAACUAUUUGAUAAA